Molecule: messenger RNA, 1177 nt
Organism: Acomys russatus (golden spiny mouse)
Lineage: Eukaryota; Metazoa; Chordata; Mammalia; Rodentia; Muridae
Gene: Mlst8
Product: MTOR associated protein, LST8 homolog
Exons: 9
Coding region: 189-1169 (326 amino acids)
Biological process (GO): TOR signaling; regulation of actin cytoskeleton organization
Cellular component (GO): TORC2 complex; TORC1 complex
Molecular function (GO): protein binding
Source: RefSeq, a predicted model, not a curated record
CCAUGGUCUCGCCCUGAGACGCUAUCGAUUACUCUACGCUCGGCCCGGCUUCGAUCGACUCGCUCCUCCUCGCCUCGCCGUCCUGGACCAAGGCAGAGUGCAGAGCGUGUGUAAGAUGUUUUGACCUUUGGACCUUGCCUAUCAGCUCUUGGCCCAGUGCAGACCUCAUUUUCCCCAGCCAUCAAACAAUGAAUACCACUCCAGGCACAGUGGGCAGUGACCCUGUCAUCUUGGCAACUGCAGGCUAUGACCACACUGUGCGCUUUUGGCAGGCCCACAGUGGAAUCUGCACUCGAACAGUGCAGCAUCAGGACUCUCAGGUGAAUGCAUUGGAGAUCACACCAGACCGGAGCAUGAUUGCUGCUGCAGGUUACCAGCAUAUCCGCAUGUAUGAUCUCAACUCCAAUAACCCCAACCCCAUCAUCAGUUACGAUGGCGUCAAUAAGAAUAUUGCAUCAGUGGGCUUUCAUGAGGAUGGCCGAUGGAUGUACACAGGCGGGGAGGACUGCACAGCUCGCAUCUGGGACCUCAGGUCCCGGAAUCUGCAGUGUCAGCGUAUCUUCCAAGUGAAUGCUCCCAUUAAUUGUGUGUGUCUGCAUCCCAACCAGGCAGAACUCAUUGUGGGUGACCAGAGCGGUGCUAUCCACAUCUGGGACCUGAAGACUGACCACAAUGAGCAGCUGAUCCCCGAGCCGGAAUUUUCCAUCACGUCUGCGCACAUUGACCCGGAUGCCAGCUACAUGGCGGCGGUCAACAGCGCUGGAAACUGCUAUGUCUGGAACCUGACAGGGGGCAUUGGUGACGAGGUGACUCAGCUUAUCCCCAAGACCAAGAUCCCAGCCCACACACGCUAUGCCCUGCAAUGCCGCUUCAGCCCUGACUCCACGCUCCUUGCCACCUGUUCAGCGGACCAGACAUGUAAAAUCUGGAGGACAUCCAACUUCUCCCUGAUGACAGAGCUCAGCAUUAAGAGUAGUAAUCCUGGCGAGUCAUCUCGUGGCUGGAUGUGGGGCUGUGCCUUCUCAGGGGACUCCCAGUACAUCGUCACAGCUUCCUCUGACAACCUGGCCCGGCUCUGGUGUGUAGAGACCGGAGAGAUCAAGAGAGAGUAUGGCGGCCAUCAGAAAGCUGUCGUCUGCCUGGCCUUCAAUGACAGCGUGCUGGGCUAGCCUCUGCC